Molecule: messenger RNA, 1783 nt
Organism: Cavia porcellus (domestic guinea pig)
Lineage: Eukaryota; Metazoa; Chordata; Mammalia; Rodentia; Caviidae
Gene: Apbb3
Product: amyloid beta precursor protein binding family B member 3
Exons: 13
Coding region: 16-1476 (486 amino acids)
Biological process (GO): regulation of DNA-templated transcription
Cellular component (GO): nucleus; cytoplasm
Molecular function (GO): transcription factor binding; amyloid-beta binding
Source: RefSeq, a predicted model, not a curated record
GGACGCGGCGGGGCAAUGCUGGGCAAGGAUUACAUGCUGGCCAUCAUUCUGGUUAACUGCGACGAUGACUUGUGGGGGGACCAGAGUCUGGAGGGGGAGCCAGGCCUGCCCCCUGGCUGGAGGAAGAUUCGUGAUGCUGCAGGUACUUACUAUUGGCAUGUACCCAGUGGUAGCACCCAGUGGCAGCGCCCAGCCUGGGAACUAGGAGAUGCAGAGGACCCAGGCACGGGCCAGAAGGGGGUUUGGGAACUGCGACCCCCCAAAGGAAGAUCUUUCUCCAGCCUGGAGAGCUCGCUGGACCAGAGUAAUUCUCUGACCUGGUAUGGUGAAGAAUCCUAUAUCCAGAGUCUGGAGCCAGGGACUAAGUGUUUUGCAGUCCGCUCUUUGGGUUGGGUAGAGGUACCUGAAGAAGACCUGGCACCAGGGAAAAGUAGUAUUGCAGUCAAUAACUGUAUCCAGCAGCUGGCCCAGACACGCAACCAGAGCCAGCCCCGAGAUGGUGCUUGGGGUGAGGGCCAGGACAUGCUGAUGAUUCUAAAGAAAGAUGCCAUGAGUCUGGUGAAUCCCCUGGACCACAGUCUGAUCCACUGUCAGCCUCUGGUGCACAUCCGUGUAUGGGGCGUGGGCAGCUCCAAGGGCCGUGACAGGGACUUUGCUUUUGUGGCGGGUGACAAAGACAGCUGUAUGCUCAAGUGUCACGUAUUUCACUGUGAUGUUCCUGCCAAGGCCAUUGCAAGUGCUCUACAUGGGCUUUGUGCCCAGAUCUUGUCAGAACGAGUUGGGACCAGUGGUGAUGGUGCUUGCUGCUCCCCAGACCCCAUCUCCCCUGAAGACCUUCCUCGACAAGCGGAGCUGUUGGAUGCGGUGAGCCAGGCUGCUCAGAAGUAUGAGGCAUUGUACAUGGGGAUCCUGCCAGUCACCAAAGCCAUGGGCAUGGAUGUGCUGAACGAGGCCAUUGGUACCCUCACCGCUCGGGGGGACCAGAACACCUGGGUUCCUGCCAUGCUCAGUGUAUCUGACUCUGUCAUGACUGCACAUCCUAUUCAGGCAGAAGCCAGUGCAGAAGAGGAGCCACUGUGGCAGUGCCCUGUGCGCCUUGUGACUUUUAUUGGUGUUGGCCGUGACCCACACACAUUUGGCCUCAUUGCUGACCUUGGCCGUCAGAGCUUCCAAUGUGCAGCCUUCUGGUGCCAGCCCCAUGCUGGGGGACUCUCUGAAGCUGUGCAGGCUGCCUGUAUGGUUCAGUACCAGAAGUGUCUUGUGGCCUCUGCAGCUCGAGGCAAGGCUUGGGGUGCCCAGGCCCGUGCCCGCCUUCGACUCAAGCGGACCAGCUCCAUGGACUCCCCAGGAGGUCCCCUGCCUCUCCCCCUACUCAAAGGAGGGGUUGGGGGUGCAGGGGCAGCCCCUCGAAAGCGGGGUGUCUUCUCUUUUCUUGAUGCCUUUAGGCUGAAACCCUCUCUCCUUCAUAUGCCCUAAAGUGAUGUUAGCGGGCUGGUGAAGUAAGCUCUGAAUCCAUGUCCAAUUCUAUACCUCUCCAUUCCCCAGGGGCCUCAGCCUCUCACCUAUCUUCCUGCUCCUGCUCCUCAUCCACUCAUUAUUUAUUUCCCAAUUUAUUAUUUAUAUCAAUGACUGAGAGGACCUACACUACCACUUAGGCCCCUGGAUGCCCUUUCCUUUCCUUGGGUCCUUGUGUUCCUUGCCCCAUCCAGCCCUGGGCAGUUGGCUCUACCUCAGCAACACUUGAUAGCAAAUCAGUGCAAAUAAAAAUCCCUCAGUGACCUCA